UUGAUUACAGGACGUUGACAACUGCGAGCUAAGCACAGCGAAGUACAUAAAAGUGAUAUUGUAAAAUCGCCGGUAUGGCGACAAAUAUGGAGGUAGAUACACCUAGGACAAGUGUAAUGGCCACUGCAGGAACGUCGGGCAGCGUAUCGGUGGCUCUCCAUCCCCUCGUCAUCAUGAACAUCUCCGAACAUUGGACAAGGGUCCGUGCACAGGAAGGAAAGCCGAUGCAAGUUCUGGGUGCACUGAUCGGACAGCAGAAGGGGAGGAACAUUGAAGUGAUGAACUCCUUUGAGUUGGUGUUUGAUGUUGUAGAGGGCAAUAUCAUCAUCAACAUGGACUACUACAAUACCAAGGAAGAACAGUUCAAACAAGUUUUCAGUGAGAUGGACUUCCUUGGCUGGUACACGACUGGAGAUCUACCGUCAGAGUCUGACAUCCGAGUGCAUGGACAGAUUUGCCAGAUCAAUGAGAGUCCAGUCUUAAUGAAGCUGAACCCACUAGCGAGAAACUCUGAUUUACCGGUGUCCAUCUAUGAGUCUGUGAUAGAUCUUGUAAAUAGAGAGGCUACUAUGCUGUUUGUGGAGCUGUCAUACACACUAGCAACAGAAGAGGCAGAGAGGAUCGGUGUGGAUCACGUGGCGAGAAUGUCUUCGUCUGACACUGGAGAAAGUUCUACAGAACACCUGAUUGCUCAGCACAGUUCAAUCAAGAUGUUACACAGUCGAGUGAAGCUAAUUCUGGAAUAUGUGAAAGCAGUACAAGCAGGAGAAAUACCAAAGAACCACGACGUCCUGAGAGAGGCGUACAGUCUGUGUUAUCGGCUUCCUGUCCUCAACACCACACGGUUUAAGGAAGACUUCUAUAAUCAACACAAUGAUGUGUGUCUCAUGGCGUAUCUCGGAUCGAUGACGAAAGGCUGUAAUACAAUGAAUCAGUUUGUGAACAAGUUCAAUGUGUUGUACGACCGGCAGGGGAUGGGGAGGAGAAUGAGGGGCUUGUUCUUCUGAUACCAACAUCUGUUGACACACAAGGAA
Molecule: messenger RNA, 1034 nt
Organism: Haliotis rubra (blacklip abalone)
Lineage: Eukaryota; Metazoa; Mollusca; Gastropoda; Lepetellida; Haliotidae
Product: COP9 signalosome complex subunit 6-like
Biological process (GO): protein deneddylation
Cellular component (GO): COP9 signalosome
Molecular function (GO): metallopeptidase activity; protein binding
Source: RefSeq, a predicted model, not a curated record